AUGGACACUGAUCAUAACGAUAGACUAUUUCGUCUACCAUUCAAAUUACCUACAUUCCAUGGGAUAAGGACAUUUGGAGUUUAUUUAUCUGGUAUUUUCUACGCUUUAGGUUUCUGGGUCUUCCUAGAUGCAGUCCUUUAUUCCAAAUAUUCCAAUGCAUCAGAUGUUCAUGUGACAUUUAUAGACUGGAUUCCAUUUCUUUGUAGUACGUUUGGGAUGUUAAUUGUGAAUUCUAUUGAAAAAAACCGUUUACUUCAAGGAGCAUUAAAUAGUGAAGGUGGUUCAUCAUUUGGAGAUGUUGACUCCAAUAUGGCAUGGCAAGCAAGAUCCGUAUUAUUUUGUGGGUUUGCUCUGCUAGCUGGCGGUUUAUCUGGAUCAAUUGUUGUAUUAAUUAUUAAAUUUUUAGUAAAAGAUUACACAAGUUAUCCAACUGUUGGAAUGGGUGUGAAUAAUGUUUUGGGAAAUAUCUUUAUAUUGCUAAGUUGUGUUGUUCUUUGGAUUGCUCAAAAUAUGGAAGAUGAAUACUCUUACUCUCUGACCUUAUAG
Molecule: messenger RNA, 546 nt
Organism: Naumovozyma dairenensis CBS 421
Lineage: Eukaryota; Fungi; Ascomycota; Saccharomycetes; Saccharomycetales; Saccharomycetaceae
Gene: VPS68
Product: Vps68p
Exons: 1
Coding region: 1-546 (181 amino acids)
Biological process (GO): protein targeting to vacuole; late endosome to vacuole transport via multivesicular body sorting pathway
Cellular component (GO): fungal-type vacuole membrane; Vps55/Vps68 complex
Source: RefSeq, a predicted model, not a curated record